AUGGCAUUGAGAGCUGCAUUGAGGAGCAAGUGCGGCUUGUCCGCUCUUCUUUCCCAGCGGUCUUCCUGCAGCAGUCAUGGCAGAGUAUGUGUGUCUCCUGUUCUCGUCGCUCAGCGGAGGAACAACUCCACCUCUCCUAAGAUAGAAGUGGAUUUUGACCAAAGCACGGGUGUGGCUGUGAUGCGCAUGCAGAGUCCCCCGGUCAACAGCCUCAGUUUAGAUUUCCUCACGGAGUUCUGCAUCGGUGUAGAGAAGCUGGAGAUGGACAAAAAGUGCCGAGGCCUCAUCCUCACCUCGAGCCAGCCCAAGGUGUUCUCAGCCGGGCUGGACAUCAUGGAGAUGUACGGGAAUAGUCCAGAGCGCUGUGGAGAGUUCUGGAGAGCCGUUCAGGAGAUGUGGCUGAAGCUCUACAGCUCCAACAUGGUCACUAUAGCUGCAAUCAAUGGUUCCAGUCCUGCAGGGGGCUGUCUUAUGUCUCUUACGUGUGACUACAGGAUAAUGGCGGACAGCCCACGUUACAGCAUCGGCCUUAAUGAGACGCAGCUGGGCAUCGUAGCGCCGUUUUGGUUUAAGGACACCAUGACGAACACAGUGGGCCACCGAAACACAGAGUUGGCUCUGCAGUUGGGGCUGCUCUACAACCCGUCUGAGGCCCUGAAGAUAGGAAUGGUGGACCAGGUGGUACCUGAAGACCAGGUCCUCACCACAGCCCAGCAGGCCAUGACCAAGUGGUUGGCUAUUCCAGACCACGCCAGACAGAUCACCAAGUCCAUGAUGAGGAAGCCAACCAUCGACAAGCUAACAUCCAACAGGGAGGAUGACAUCAAAUACUUCGUCCAGUUCAUCACCAAGGACUCCAUUCAGAAGUCGCUCGGCAUGUAUAUGGAGAUGCUUAAAAAGAGAAGGGGGUAGAGGACAGAGGGAAACAUAGAAAAUGACACACAUAUACACGCAUCCAGGGGGAGUUUGUGAGGUUAGUUGAAAAUCAGCUGUCAGUGUCAUGUAUUUAUUGGUGUCAACUGCGCUAAGAUCCUUGAAUACCAGCUCAUCUUCAUACAGUGUUCAACCAGGAAGUUCGGCAGAGAGAUACCCAGGAUUGUCACCAAUGAUUCAGUGACAAAUAAAUGUUUUCUAUCCAAAUUUCUACGUACUUCAGUUAAAGUAACGAUAAAUGAAUUACAAUGUACUUUCAAACCGUCCGCUCAAUCUUAGAAUAUUUUUUGUAAACUAAGGACAUGCUUACAUUUGACAUUUACGUUUAAAGAUCACUGGGGGUGCGUCAGGACUUGUCUGCUCUGAGGAUGUCAAACUUAGGUUUGCUCAUGUCAGAAUAACUAAAAUCAGAAUAACACAAUUGCUGGAUAAUUUAUACAAAAGUCUGUAUAUAAAACUAUUUAAAAAGAUAUACAUUUUUUGCUACUUAAAGGCAAAAUCUAACAAAAUAUUCUGCUGCAGUCCAUAUUUGUUGGCAUUUAGCCUUUCAAAAACAAAAUUUUUACUGUGGUCAAAAAAACAAUUUCCCCCCCGCUUGACACAUUCAAAGGAGGCCCACAACUUUAUUAACGGGGCGGUCUAGCAGCAAUCAAACAACACCAUAAAUUACAUUUAUUUUUUUAACCACAAUAACAAAAAAAUGAUUUACACACUAACAUUAUUAUAGAAAAUUAAUGAAGUCGUUACAAAAAGAUCAUAUUAUGUAUCUGUAUUCACUUCAUCACUAUAUGUUGACAAAACUGACACGUUCUAUUAAUUAAAGAAAGUUGAUUUAAUAAAAAACAGUAACUCAUUUAAUUCACUUUACAUUCAUUAUACUUCUCAGCUCAUGUGUUCUUGGUUUUGGAAAAGCUUGGGGGAGGGGUUUAGUGAACAGUCAGUUAUUGCCACAGACAGGUCUCCAACAAGUGCCUAGCUUUACUGUACCUUCAAGAACCAUAACAACUAAUGGAAGUGUCCUUGGGUGCAUUUGAACAGCCCACAGUGGGCAAAGCCUUUUGUGAUCUCUGAAUAAAUGGGUGUAUUUAUGUGGUCAGACGAUUUAUUUGUGUGAUUAAAGAAUGAGUUGAAAGUGUCAAAA
Sebastes umbrosus (honeycomb rockfish) is the source of this 2074-nucleotide messenger RNA. Its product is annotated as enoyl-CoA delta isomerase 1, mitochondrial-like. The record is from RefSeq and is a predicted model, not a curated record. The transcript is spliced from 7 exons. Gene Ontology annotation, molecular function: enoyl-CoA hydratase activity. Gene Ontology annotation, biological process: fatty acid beta-oxidation. The coding region runs from base 1 to 912 and encodes 303 amino acids. NCBI's taxonomy places the organism in Eukaryota, Metazoa, Chordata, Actinopteri, Perciformes, Sebastidae. Gene Ontology annotation, cellular component: mitochondrion.